AUGGGGAAGGAAGCAGAAGCAGCGGUGUCGUCGACGGUGGUGCUGGCCGUCAACGGCAAGCGGUACGAGGCGGCCGGCGUGGCCCCGUCGACGUCGCUGCUGGAGUUCCUCCGCACCCAGACGCCCGUCACAGGCCCCAAGCUCGGCUGCGGCGAAGAUAAAAGAGCUAAAGUCAUCCCACUUUUACAAUUUCACAUUGUGGCAAGUCGCUGCGGUGCAUGCGUGGUCCUCAUCUCCAAGUACGACCCGGCCAUGAACGAGGUCACCGAGUUCUCUGCUAGCUCCUGCCUGACGCUGCUCCACAGCGUGGACCGUUGCUCGGUGACCACCAGUGAGGGAAUCGGCAACACCAGGGAUGGCUACCAUCCCGUGCAGCAGCGCCUCUCCGGCUUCCACGCCUCACAGUGCGGCUUCUGCACACCCGGCAUGUGUAUGUCCAUCUUCUCCGCGCUUGUCAAGGCCGACAAGAAGUCCGAUCGCCCAGCCCCUCCCGCUGGCUUCUCCAAGAUCACUUCCUCGGAGGCAGAGAAGGCUGUCUCAGGCAACCUUUGCCGCUGCACCGGAUACAGGCCCAUCGUCGACGCCUGCAAAAGCUUUACCUCUGAUGUUGACCUCGAGGACCUGGGCCUCAACUGCUUCUGGAAGAAGGGUGACGAACCUGCAGAAGUCAGCAAGCUGCCGGGCUACAACAGCGGCGCCAUUUGCACAUUUCCAGAGUUUCUCAAAUCCGAGAUCAAGUCUACACUGAAGCAGGAAAAAGAUGUUCCAUUGCAGUCUCCGACGACGGCUGGUACCAUCCUAAGAGCAUUGAAGAGCUUCACAGGUUGUUUUAUUCCAACUGGUUUGAUGAAAAUUCUGUGA
This is a messenger RNA of Miscanthus lutarioriparius, 861 nucleotides long. The record is from the annotation of a GenBank genome assembly. Lineage: Eukaryota; Viridiplantae; Streptophyta; Magnoliopsida; Poales; Poaceae.